AUGGACCAACGGUUCCUAGAUAGUUUAAGUUUGCACUCAGGGGCCUCGGUGGAUGGGGCUCAGGAUAUCUCCAGGACGACUACUCCUGGUCCAGGUUGGACCGAUGAGAGCGAUGACGAGAUAAAGCUCCCAAGACAACGCCAACGGACCUUCCCAUACACGCAGUAUCUUCCAUACGAAUGCGAAACUGAGGAAGUCCGCCUCCGAAACCUUGAAGAAAUCAUAAAAAAGCUAUACAUAGCAGUUGAGGCGGGAGACUUUGCACCGGGAGCCCUACACUGGACGCGGGAGUUGAGAUCAUGGCUUCAGAUGAAAUUCGACCUCCCACGUCAUACCAGGGCUAAACUUGUCAAGUUGUUUUAUAACUUAGCACUUUCCCGAGGCUUGACGCUUUCUGUUUCAGAGAGAUUCGCUAGCAUGUUUAUGUUGCUUACGAAGAGAAAGCACUAUUUGAAGCCAGGAAACGACUUAUAUCUCGAUUGGUACCCGCUUUACCGGGAACUUAAGAUAUUCAUUCUCCCACAGGAAACUGGGUUCAUAAAUACUACACAUGUCAAGCGGAAUGUUAGGACCCUCACUAAAAUGUGUACAUUCUGUCAACUCUACACAAGUCCCGCUGAGAUACCUCGGAUGCUCGAGGAGUUUCUACCUUAUUACAGUCUAUCCCACCCUGAAGGUGCUUUCAUUGUAGUUGGACUUUUGAACUUGCUGAUGCCAACUACGCCACCUCCGCCAACAUUCCCUGACGGCCAACCAGAUAAAUAUCUGCCAGGGCUUUUCCAUAUGUGGGCGCUGGGCAGCCGUUCUCGGGUGUUUGAUGUCAAUUUUCUUGAUCUUUUAUCGCGGCUGGCGCGUGACUCUCUCCCUGCAAAUCAUGUUAAUUUUGGCCCCUUCGGCAUCUUCACCAAAGAACAAUCGGCAACAAUAUUCACUGCCGUGCUUCGUCUUCUCGAAAUACCGGUUGGCCAAGCUUCGAGCCCAUACAGCCCCAUCGUUGAUAUUAGCGCUGGUUUGGCCGCUACACUGGACAAGGACCCCAAGAAACAUCCCGUUGCUCAUCAUAUCGCCCGAUGGGUGGUCAUGUCCCUCUCUCCUCAUGCUCUUCUUGAAGGCGGCUCAAUUCUCGAAAGUUUGGAAGCCCUAAUACAGGCCGUCGAGACAUUUUUCCACCCAUCUAACAAUGGUAACUGGACAAAAACGCUUUCACAACUGGCUUAUUAUUUAUCUGAUUUCUUUGUCAUGAGGUGGAAUCGUGAGCAGAGCGGAGAGAUGGAUAUACCGGAGGACCGAUUGCUGACACCAGAACUAAAGAGACGGUUCGUUCUUGCCCUUAGAGAUGCGGUUUUUAUGGGGAUAUACUCGAAGAGUGGCACUGCAAUGAAUUUUGCAAUGCAGUCUUUACAAAGCCUAGCUUUUCUAGAACCGGAUCUUAUCAUCCCCGGUUCCCUCCAGCGCAUAUACCCAGCAAUGCAGGGCCUUGUUGAAGUUCAUCGCACAUCUUCAUCCUUGAGGGCACUGCAAGUAUUAGCCGGUAUAAUAGUACGGCACAGAGGCUAUCGAGUUCACACGACCACGCUCUUAUCUCUUGCUCUCCCUGGUAUCGAUGCGAAUGAUCUCGAUAAAACACUGCAGACGUUGGCUUUCAUUCAGUCUGUGGCGUAUAACGUACCAUUUCACGACCUCAGUGACACUUCCGAAAAUGCGGAGGUUUUCGAAGGUAAACUUGCCUUGGAAUGGAUUCAGAAACAAGUUGAAGCCCUCGAAGCUGGUGACCUUGAAGGCUUCACUCAAUACAGCACCCAUACGCAAAAUGAGGACGCUGACCUACUAAAAUCAUCAACGUAUGGAUUUAGUGAGUUCAUUUCGUCUUUUCUUGAUCGUGUAUUCACGCUUCUUGAAAAUCUACCGGACGCUUCCCGCGUUAGAAGCGGGUCACCAGAAGAGGCAAUAAUCAAUACACUACCUUCAACAUUCCUCCCUUUACUAGCAGCACUAUCCCCUUCUCUAUACGACCUCGCCCUAAACAAGAUUGCGAAUUUCGUUGGGAAUCAUGUGAUACACCAAGCUCGUGACGCUAUGGCGUUUAUAUGUGACGCUUUGUGCAAAGUCAACCCAGAAAAGGCUCUUAAACGCCUCCUACCAUUGUUGAUAUCGGGGAUAAAAGCAGAAAUUGAAGAAAACGGAGCGGCAUCCACAAGACAUAGUGGGGCGGACGUUCUUCCACGAGACCGGGCGCUAGUUUGGUUUGUUACGAUCUUAAGCAUGUGUGUGGUCCAUGUAGGAUCGGCAUUACUCGUUUACAAAACCGAAUUGCUUGAUAUCACGGAUUUUAUGCAAAAAAGAUGCAAGGGGAUACCAGCUGUGCAUGUGUCCAACCUUAUCCAUCACCUUCUGUUAAGUUUGACCCUCACAUAUACCAAUGAUUUUGCUUUAGACGAGCCAACCGAGGAUGGAAUCGGUCAGUACUCCGAUAUCUUGUCGAUAGCGCCUAGGAUUAUGCUAAAAUCUUCAAUAGGGGUUGAAACUUGGGGGAAAAUCGUUGAGCCGCAAAAGCUUAACAUCAAAUGGCACGUCCCAACAGAAGAAGAGGUUCGUUUGGCGGCACAAAUAUUCGAGAAACUGUCCAAGAAUGCACUUGAACGUUUAGACCAGCUCAUCAGUGAUGAAUUUGGCUCUAAGCGGGACGGCGUCGGAAAAGAGUGGUCGGACGAUGUUUCGAGAAACCUAGUAUUGAUUAGGCUUCUUUUAUCUGGAAUUGCAUCUCUCGUCGACGUCUCAGGUAGGGGUGUCGUAAAAAGCGAUAAUUUGCGGAGCGGACCUAGCCCGGAUGAUGAUGAGCACAGUCUAUCAUUCGAAGACGAGGAAGACACAGCGGACUAUGAUAAUAAUCAACAACAAUCCUUCACCUAUCCUACAGGCUACUUUUUCCAGGAUACAGGCCAUGAAAUAUAUACUCUUAUUCAUGAACUGAGAUGUCAGAUUGGCGAAGCGCUUCAUAGAGUUCACGGUUUUCUACUUGAAGCCCAACAAGAUGACAUAGCCUGUUUUAAUGCCCUCUAUACGGCGUACCGUUCAUGGUUCGUAGAUGUUGGGAUCGAACGAUCUGCACAAGUUGUGGAACGAAUUCUUCGACUUUUCGAAUCCGAUAUCCACCUUUUCAAAAUAAGCGGACUCCGGAAGGUUUAUCCACGGCCAUUAUUAUUGCGGCGAGCAAACCUAUAUCAUUUACAGCGACUUAGAAGCAAUGCAGGGCCACGGAAGCGAACUUCUCUUGAUGAACUUCUUCUUCUCGAUCUUGCCGAAUCUGCUGUCUCCUCAUAUACCGAGAUUCGCAGGCAUGCUCAAAGUGCUGCGGAAUCAGCGUGUAAGGUCAUCAUUGGAGCACGGCCUCUUGUGAUCCCCAAAUUGAUUGAGGCGUUCGAAGACGCUACUAAAACGAAUAACCAUGGGAGGAUGAAGGGCGCUAUGUACUCCCUCCUCUUAGGUAGCCUCAGUAAAACAAUUGGCAGAGACUGGAGAUUCGCUCCCCGGGUCAUCAAAGCCUUUAUUGCUGCCUCCGCGGCUGACAAGUUAUCCGUUCAAAAGCUUGCCAUGGGUGCAACAUUUCAGGUCAUAGAUUAUGGGCGCCCACUUGAGCAAAUGGUCCUGUUAGACGAGCAAGUAAUCGAAGCAAUUGCCCCAUCCGAAGACGUCAGAGAUCUCAUCAUUCGCCGAAAACAAAAAGUUGUUACAAGGUCUCAGGAAAUUGAAAAGAGGAAAGCCGAGUUGGUGACCGAAUUAGUAGAUGUCGCGAAAGGCUCUCACUGGAAAAUCGCAAACCGUACGGUUACGGUUAUUCUAGGUAUGGGAAUGCGUUUUGAUACUCUCGCUAACGAAUCAAUGGUCGAGCUCAUGACUGCCGGGUCGGUGGAUACGCACCCGAUGCUAAGGGGGCUUUAUUGUAGUGGCAUGAUCGCGUUAUUUUGUUUGAUCGAAUUGAGGUCUGCCUGCAAACACAAGUAUCAGAAUUUCCUACUCGAUAAUUAUCACUUCCCUUUGCAGAGGGAACUAGUGGUGGAUAAAACAGAUUCUAAAUGGACAGAGGCGUUUUUGGAAGGGUUUUCCCGGGAACCAACGUCAUUUUAUGUUGAUUUUGAUCAUAUUGGAUGGUUAGCUUGGGCUAAGAAAAUAACAGUAUUUGAGGCCAACCCAACCCAGAAGCGUGAGUGGGAUGCAGUAGAGAUGAAAGCUCGGGGAAACAUAGGACGGCUCAUAGACCGAGCCUGGUUUCAUUCUCUUUGCGAGUAUAUGAAGCAAGAACCCAGGGAAGGAAUUGCAGACCGGUUUCGGAUGGCUAGCCCGAUCCUUCUUCAGUUUGUUUUCGAGUUGGUUCGUGAAGAGGCAACCGUACUUACAUUUUAUGAUAUCCGCGUAGAGGUUCUGGAACUCUUUGGGGAUGGGAGUGACAAAAACCAACAUAGAGCAACUGCGGAAAUAUUUGGAGCGCUUCUCAAUUCGACCCGGGAAUGCUCGGCAAAUGAGAAAGAACAGAUAUGGGAUUUCAUCCUUCCGGUUAUAACGAAAAUAUUUGACGACGGGCUCAAUCCCGACAACCUCUCUUAUUGGGUGGCAUUUAUCCAUGCUUCGUUGCAAGGCAAGGAUUUGCGCCGCUCUUGGCCAAUCGUGCAAUACCUAGCAGGCUUUCGCCUUGAUCUCAGUUCAAAUGCUGCCUUCAAAGAAAGCUCCAAGAUCCAACUACUUCAACAGUGCAUCAAUGACGCGGGCUGGCAUUUCCGAUUGCACCAGCCCAUCUGGGACGAUUUUAUUCAGCAUCUUGACCACCCCUACAAAGGAGUUAGGGAGGCAAUUGGGCAAACUCUAGCAUGUAUAAGCCGAACCCGAUACCACGAGUCUUUUUUUUGUGUGGAAGAUUUUCUGAAAAUACAAAGAAAUCAUUCGUCCGUCGGCGUGCCACCGUACCACUCGGAAAACAAUUUGGCGGAUGUGUUUCCUCGGAUUUUAAACCAGCUUCAAGUAUGGAGAGGCACAUUGGGACAGCAAAACAUUUCCUCAUACACCUCUGCGAGCAAAACCGUGCUUCUUUGGUUGGAAAGUACCCUUUCCUCGCACGAAUGCACGCAGCUUGCGCCAUUGUUUUCGCGUGCUUUCAUCAACGAAAUUUUACACAUGAUAGACGUGAGAGAGGACCCAGAGUUGAUCUCCCUAGCUUAUAAUGUUUUUCGGCACCUGCCAGAUAUUCCGCACCCCAUUGGGCAAAACGAUGCGUUUAUUGAGGGUUUGAUACAAACAGGCUCCAAUGCUGGCUCGUGGCACCAACGUCUGCGAGUUCUUUUGAACAUUGGGGUCGUUUAUUUUCGUCGACUAUUUCUUCUUUCUCCUGAACAGAGGCGAUCUUUAUUCAGUUGUGUAUCCAACAUGUUAGGAGAUCCACAGCUUGAAGUCCGCAUAGGCGCUGCUGCAACUCUCUCGGGAAUGAUAAGGUGUUCGUCGGCUCCUUUCAGGAACCGUAUAGUUCCCCUACUGAAGAAACGAUUUGUUAACCUACUCCUAAAAAACCCGCUUUCGAGGGAAAUACUAGCCCAACCUGGGAGCUCACAGCAGAAGCCAACGAUAAACCGACAUGCUGCAGUACUCGGCCUCAAUGCUCUAGUGCAGGCAUUUCCAUAUGUAUCACCACCUCCACCAUGGCUACCCGAAGUACUGACGAUUCUCGCUUUGAGAGCUGCAUCGGAUCCUGGAAUGGUUGGAGAAAGUGUUAAGACCUGUCUUAGCGACUUCAAAAAAACACGCCAGGACACCUGGCACAUCGACGUUAAGGCAUUUACUUCUGAUCAGCUGGAGGAUUUAGAAGGGGUUCUGUGGAAGAGUUAUUUUGCGUAA
This is a messenger RNA of Orbilia oligospora ATCC 24927, 5880 nucleotides long. RefSeq lists its product as uncharacterized. NCBI's taxonomy places the organism in Eukaryota, Fungi, Ascomycota, Orbiliomycetes, Orbiliales, Orbiliaceae. Gene Ontology annotation, biological process: proteasomal ubiquitin-independent protein catabolic process. The transcript is spliced from 8 exons. Gene Ontology annotation, molecular function: peptidase activator activity; proteasome binding. The coding region runs from base 1 to 5880 and encodes 1959 amino acids. Gene Ontology annotation, cellular component: cytosol; nucleus. The record is from RefSeq and is a predicted model, not a curated record.